GCCUUAUCAUGGUGUGCGUAAACAUUACGGCGGUGGACGUGCAAAAGUGAUGUUGUGAUGUGAGCGAAGUUUUUUUGCCGAAUUUUGAUAACUGCGUAUAAAUUUCCAACUGAAUAAUUUCCUGAGUUUGUUAACGCGAGUGAACUUCCAAUCGAGUAAAGAUAAGUUGUGGAAGUCCAAGAAGCGUAUUGAGAUAUAUAAGUAUACGUGCGGUGCGUGGUUCGUUGCUAUAAGUGGUGGUGCAUUUUGUUUAUUUAUAGACCGUCGCAAUUUGCAGACAUGUAAUUAUUUUGGUGGCGCUAAAAUGUCUCAAAGGGAUACAGCAAUACAUCUUCUGGCCGGAGGAGUGGCCGGAACAGCAGGAGCGGUGGUGACAUGUCCACUAGAGGUGGUAAAGACCAGGCUACAGUCGUCCAAGGGUGUUGGGGUGCCACCGACGCAGCCCCCACCCUCAGACAGCAAUGCAACAAAGACCAAGAGGGGCUGCUCUAAGAUUCCUAAGCAUCAGGAGGCUAAAUGGGGCUACCGACGUACGAUGGGCGCGAUGUUCGCGUACAGCCAGCAGCCCGAUCGCAUGCUGAUGUCGUACAAUUGCCAGGUGCAGCCAUGCGCGCGCGCCGGCACCGCCCGCCCUGUCUCGAGGAUGAGCCUUAUACAGUGUAUCAGACACAUCGUCCAAACCGAGGGCCCAAAGGCGUUGUUCAAGGGCCUGGGUCCCAACAUUGUCGGUGUUGCGCCAUCGAGAGCCAUAUACUUCUGCACCUAUUCGCAAGCCAAGGCUAUACUGAACCAGAACAUAGCCCCCGACACACCCAUAGUUCAUCUAUCGGCCGCUAGCGCUGCAGGUUUCGUGUCUUGCACAAUGACGAAUCCGAUAUGGUUCGUAAAAACGAGGCUGCAACUGGACGGACAGAACGUGACCGCUGUGCAAUGUAUUAAAAGGAUAUACGCUAAAUCGGGUAUCAAAGGCUUCUACAAAGGCAUAACGGCGUCCUACAUGGGCAUAAGCGAGACUGUGGUCCACUUCGUGCUAUACGAGGGUGUGAAGGCUCGGUUAAUGGCGGCCCGGGCCCAGGAUGGCAUCCCGAGCGACGCAAGGACACCGCGGGACUUCCUAGAGUUCAUGGCGGCGGGGGCCUUCUCCAAGACAGUCGCUUCCUGCAUCGCGUAUCCACAUGAGGUGGCCCGGACACGGCUGCGGGAGGAGGGAGACAAGUACCGCAAGUUCUGGCAGACCCUACACACCGUCUGGAUGGAGGAGGGCUAUCGUGGCGUCUAUAGGGGCCUCGGCACACAGCUCGUCCGCCAGAUACCAAACACAGCCAUCAUGAUGUCCACAUACGAAGCGGUUGUCUACCUGCUCACAACACACUUCAACAGUUCCUUUUAUGAGAACACUUAGCUCACCUCUCCGAGACUAUAGUGUUAGUCUAGGAUGCUCAGGAGUAAACAUGGAAUCAAAGGCUGGCUUUUGUAAAGGAUUUUUAGUAGAAAAUGCCAGUGGUUGAAUUGACCGAUGUACGAGCAAUAUACCGUUACCCAUUUAUUUUUAAAUCAUUAGAAAUGUUUGGGUAGUGUUUCACGCUAAUAACUAUAUUAGCAUGGUCAAUGGCUGAGUUACUCUAACUUUUCUGAUAUUUAGAGAGUUGAUUAAUCUUUGAUCAAUAUUUGUAGUUUAAAAUCUGGCAUAAAGUUCUGCUAACGCAUGUUCCUACACGAAUAAAUGUAGGAAUGUUAUAUAAUGCUUGUUGAUUCCUGUGUAGGCCUAAGUAGACCUCAUGGAUAGAAGCACAUCUUACUCCUUAUAUAGAGAUGUUAUAAGGUUUAGAAGUAUUAGU
Leguminivora glycinivorella is the source of this 1838-nucleotide messenger RNA. It is a transcript of the gene Rim2, whose product is annotated as mitochondrial carrier protein Rim2. Gene Ontology annotation, biological process: pyrimidine nucleotide import into mitochondrion; mitochondrial transport. The coding region runs from base 305 to 1402 and encodes 365 amino acids. Lineage: Eukaryota; Metazoa; Arthropoda; Insecta; Lepidoptera; Tortricidae. The transcript has 9 exons. Gene Ontology annotation, molecular function: pyrimidine nucleotide transmembrane transporter activity. Gene Ontology annotation, cellular component: mitochondrial membrane; mitochondrion. The record is from RefSeq and is a predicted model, not a curated record.